Molecule: messenger RNA, 816 nt
Organism: Cladocopium goreaui
Lineage: Eukaryota; Dinophyceae; Suessiales; Symbiodiniaceae
Source: the annotation of a GenBank genome assembly
AUGCAGCAACUCCACAGAUCUUGGAUCAACAACAAGAUCCUGCACCACCUGGAUUGCAGUUUAGUCCAACAACACCUUUUGCCGCUUCAAGACCGGCGACCAUCCGGGAAGACACAGAAUUUCCUGGUGAUGUUGUGCCUGCGACUCCAGCACCUCAGGAGGAAAGGACGGGAGACGAGAUCCAAGAGCCUGAACCAGGCCCGUCUGCUACACCAACACCACAGGUGUCACGCAGACCCAGCAAGAAUGUGCCUGCAGCUGCAGCAGCCACUCAACUUUCUCAAGCUCUACAACGGCCUGAUCGACUUGAUGGCUUCUGAAGAGGAGUCCAUGCUCACUCAGGCUCAACCUGCCGAUGCUUUCCUCACUGGGAAGGCAGCCUCCUCUGAGAUCUCCCUCAAGAAUUUGGAUGAGAGUGACCGGCAGAAGUUUCAAGAUUCCAUGAAGCGUGAAUGGGAUUCAUGGAUGAAGUUUGGAGCUGUUGAAGUUUUGACAAAGGGCCAGAUCAAGGACUUGCCCGACGACACGCAGAUCGUGGGAACACGUUGGGUGCACACCGACAAGAACAGCAAGCCCAGACUUUUGGCCAAAUAUCUCUCGAAGAAGACUGGAGAAUCUGAUGCGCAGAUCAAGAAAGAAUUUCCUUUUCAGGCCAAAAGCCGACUUGUUGUCCAAGGGUGCCAAGAAGAUCCACAAGCUAUCCGCUCAGAUAGUCCCACGGCAUCAGCCCACAUGACCUCCUUCGAGCACGUGGCUCCAUCUACGGCACGAAGGACGCUGGUCGCUCAUGGUGGAAGAAACUUUUCAGAACCUUGA